AUGUGGGACCUGGUAGGAGGGGUGAGGGAGGAGAGAUGUAAGGAUAGGAGGGUGGAGGAGAGAGAUGUGGGUACUGGCAGGAGGGACAGAGAGUGGAGAGACCGGAGGAGAGGAGGGCAAGAGACCGAGGAGAGACGGUGGAGUGGAGAGGAGAGGAGGAGAGGGUGGACAGUGGACAGAGAGAGGAGAGACUGGGACCCAGAGGACAAGAGGGUGGAGACCCAGGAGGAGGAAGACAGGUGGACAGAGGAGAGACCGGAUCGGAGGAAAACGGUGGAAAAGAGAGGUGGGAGAGACGGAGGAGAGGAGAGACGGCCAGGAGGACCCGGAGGACCAGAGACAGAGACCAGGAGGAGAGAGGAAGGAGACCAGGAGGAGAGAGACCCAGAAGAGGAGAGGAUGGACAGAAGACAGAGACAGAGACCGGGAGGAGUGGAGAGGCCGGCACCAGGAGGGACAGAGGAAUGGAGAGACCGGAGAGACGGAAACCGGGACAGACCGGAGGGACAGACCCGGAGACCAGGAGUGGAGACGGAGGAGGGAGAGACCAGGUGGCGGAGGACCGGAGGAAGGAGAGAGGACCGAGACCGGAGGAACGAGGACAGAGAGACAGGACCGGAGAGGCAACAACAGAGAGACACAGAGUGGAGAGACAGGGAGGAGGAGACCGGAGGAGGACCGUGGAGGACCGGGAGGAGGGAGGACGACGGGAAAGGACAGACCAGGAGGUGGACAGGUCGAAUGGACAGAGUGGAGACCGGAGGAGAACGCAGGACAGAGGGAGGAGACCGUGGAGGCACCGGAGAGACCGGGAGGUGGAGAGACCGGGAGGAGCUGGCGGAGAGAGGGUGGAGACCGGGAGGACAGACCGGACAGUGGGAGACCGGAGGACCAGGACAGGAGACCGGAGGAGGACGGAGACCGGAUAAACCGGGAGGAGAGUGGAGACCGGGAGUGGGAGGCACCAGGACAGAGAGUGGAGAGAGACCGGAGGGCGAUACCAGGAGGACAGAGGAGGAGACCGGAGGUCAGGCACAGAGGUGGAGAGACCGGGAGGAGAGGCAGGACCAGGAGUGGCACAGAGGAGGACCGGAGGGAGGAGAACAACGGACAGAGGGUGGAGACCGGGAGGGAGGAAAACAGUGGACAGAGAGUGGAGAGACCGGAGGGAGAGGAAACGGAGGAGGACAGAGGACCGGGAGAGGAGGACAGACAGAGGAGGAGACCGGGAGGCUGAGGGCCAAGGAGGACGCAGGAUGGGAGGAGGGUGGAGACCGGAGGAGAAACCGCAGGACAGAGGAGUGA
This is a messenger RNA of Haliotis rubra (blacklip abalone), 1305 nucleotides long. RefSeq names its product eukaryotic translation initiation factor 3 subunit A-like. Bases 1 to 1305 code for a protein of 434 amino acids. The record is from RefSeq and is a predicted model, not a curated record. NCBI's taxonomy places the organism in Eukaryota, Metazoa, Mollusca, Gastropoda, Lepetellida, Haliotidae. The transcript has 2 exons.